This is a messenger RNA of Cordyceps militaris CM01, 153 nucleotides long. RefSeq lists its product as uncharacterized. Bases 1 to 153 code for a protein of 50 amino acids. Lineage: Eukaryota; Fungi; Ascomycota; Sordariomycetes; Hypocreales; Cordycipitaceae. The record is from RefSeq and is a predicted model, not a curated record. The transcript has 2 exons.
AUGUUACACGAGGGAUUCAUCUUUGGGCAGCUGAUAGAAAAGGCACAAAUGGCAUCUAUCGUAGCCUCGACAGGAGAAGACCGCCAGACAGCCCUGAAUCCCGCCAAGCGCAGCAAAAACACCUACACGGACCAUGUAGAGAGAAUGAUGUAA